Molecule: messenger RNA, 1710 nt
Organism: Capsicum annuum
Lineage: Eukaryota; Viridiplantae; Streptophyta; Magnoliopsida; Solanales; Solanaceae
Product: UBP1-associated protein 2B
Exons: 2
Coding region: 165-1445 (426 amino acids)
Molecular function (GO): RNA binding
Source: RefSeq, a predicted model, not a curated record
AUGGACUAAUUUAUCAUUAUUGGGCCAAAUAUUUCUUCUUUAUAUGAACCUUAUAACAACAAUAAAACCAAAACCUCUUUUUUCUUUCUCUGAAAAAAAAAAACCCCAAUCCAAAAACCCUUCUUCUCCCCUCUCAGCUAAAAAAAUCCCACCUUUAAGGUCCCAUGGCUGCUAAAAACGAAGCAAAAAAACGAAAAAUCAUCAAAAAAUCAGAAAAUUCAGUAGCUACCACUUCCAAAAUCACCAAAAAUCACCCAAAAAAUCAACAAAAAACACCCAAAUCAGUUAAUCCAACCCGACCCGACUCCGGCUCCGAUUCCGACUCCGACCCAUUACCAUUGAAAAUCCAGAAACUUCUAGAACCUUACACUAAGGAACAGCUCGUUUCACUAGCAGUUGAUACAGCACUUUCACAUCCAUCUUUUUACAACCUCGUACAGUCGACGGCAGACAAGGAUGUUACGCAUAGGAAGAUAUUCGUGUACGGGUUGGCGCGUGAGACCACGCGCCAAACCCUCGUAUCCGUGUUCGAGGAGUACGGGGAGGUUGAGGAAUGUAAUGUCGUGGUUGAUCAUGCUACUGGUAAGGGUAAAGGGUAUGCGUUUGUUGUGUUCAAAACGAGGAGGUCGGCUGUUAAAGCGUUGAGACAACCUAGGAUGAUGAUUGAUAAUCGUUUAGCUUCGUGUAAGUUGGCUUCGUUGAAGGAGAGUAAGGAUAAGGAGAGUGUUGGUGUUGUUUCUGGGAGUAAUGAGUUUGGUAAUAGGAAGAUAUAUGUGAGUAAUGUGCCUAAGGAUAUUGAUUCGGAGAGAUUAAGGAUGUUUUUCGCGAAGUUUGGGGAGAUUGAGGUUGGACCGAUGGGGUUUGAUUCGAGUACUGGGAAGUCGAAAGGGUAUGCUUUGUUUGUUUAUAGAACGGUAGAGGAGGCGAAGAGAUGUUUGGAAGAGCCGUGUAAGAUGUUUGAGGGGAGGCAAUUGUAUUGUAAGAAGGCGGCUGAGGGGAAAGUUGGUGGUGGAGCGGCUAGUAUUACUACGGAGAUUGUGCAGCAGCCGUUGUUGGCAAUGCCGUCGGGGCAAGGUGUGUAUGGACCUCAGAGUAUGGGGGUGUUGGGUCAGAACACGAAUGUGGCAAUGAUGAAUUCGUUUUAUGGUGGAGUACUUGCUAACCCGUAUGGAGUAUAUACGAAUCCGUUUGUAGGAGUUGGUAGUUACGGGCAGCAAAUCCCUGGUGGGAUGGGGAUUGCAGCGGGAUAUGGUGGGUUAUUAGAUAGUUUAGGAGGGGGUGUUUCGGGUUUAGGGGCAUAUGGUGGUGUUGGUAGCAGUACUAGUACAAGCGGUUCUGCUGGAGGAGUGGCAACCGGCUUAAUGCAGCUAUAUCCAAAUAAGCAAGUUGGCCAAUCUUCAGCUGCAAAGCUUCCGGGGAGUAGUGGCUACUCGUCACACUUGUGAUCAACAGUGCUUGACCAUGAGGAAACAAAGUUAUUGAAGCAUUUGACGAGUUUCUAAGGGUCAGUCUUGGUCAGUGGCUUGGUUUUAUUGGAUUUGUAGCCAUAUGUUUCCUUUUUCUUCACUUUUAUAUAAUUCAUACCUUCUUACUGAUAAGCCAAGUUCCUACAAGACUUGGUGGAUUUUAUGUCUUAUGUCAUUGCCCUUCUCUUUGUUGGAUACAUUUCUCGUUUUUCCUUUUAGACUUAUUUUGAAGUGGAUUUGCCCA